Molecule: messenger RNA, 1824 nt
Organism: Dovyalis caffra
Lineage: Eukaryota; Viridiplantae; Streptophyta; Magnoliopsida; Malpighiales; Salicaceae
Source: the annotation of a GenBank genome assembly
AUGUCCUCAAGGGAAAGAAAAAUUGCCGUUGAUUUGGCCAUUGAAAUAGUUGGAAGGUGGAAAGAGACGUACCAAUGGAUACCCAUUUUCGGAGCUUUUGCGGCCAUUGCCAUGGCAUUUUCUGCCGGUGCAAAUAAUCUCACAGCUCCGUUUUCAACAUCAGUAGGAUCAGGAGCAUUGACUCUCCUAAAGGCCUCAGCAAUGGCUUGCCUAAUCUAUGUUCCGGGAGCAGCCUUGACAAGCAAGAGCACUGCUGAUUCUUUGUUUUCUGAUUUUCUCAAAGAAAGUAAACCAGAUGCAGGAUUUUUUAUGUGGAGCCUGGUAGUUGCUCUAAUAACUGCAGCAAUCUGGCUUGCAGUUGCAACAUACUGGGAGUUACCAGUUUCAUCUCAGCAGUCAAUACAGAGUGCUCUAUUAGGAACUAUUCUUGUCACUGAAGGUUUUGACUACAUGCUCUUAUGGAACAAGAAUGAAAAUCACAAUUUUACUGGUGGAGGGCUCCUCUGGAUAUUCCUUGAAUGGACUGUUGCUCCAUUAAUCGCCUGUCUGUGCUCCUACUUUUUCUUCAAACUCUUGAGGGUGUUCCUACUUCGGCCUGAAGAUGCAGAGAAAAGGAUUCUCAUUUUCCUCCCUAUUGACUAUGGAAUAUCUGCCGGAUUACUUUGCAUCUUUGUCAUAUUUCAAAUCCAAGGAAAAUUUAUAUCUGUCAAUAAAUGGCUUGCUGUAGUUGCUGUUGCAGUUGCUACAUUGAUUGGAGCACUAUUGUCAUUGGUUGUGAUAGUUUCCUUGACCAUAAAGAAGUCCAAUGCUAUUCCAAAUUAUAAGUCCGAUAAGCCAAGCAGAUCGAUUGAUCAUCAAUGCAUUGAAAUUCAGGAUAAAACGAGUUCAACAAAAGAAGAUGAGAAGAAUCAUGAAGAUAUUGAAGAAAUGUUGAGGGAUUUUAUGCAGACGAGAGUUCUUGAAACAGUCUAUGAAGAGGAAGAGAGGAGUUGGGAAUCACCACCACCAGAUAAGAUCCAUGAUUCUCAACAGCAAAUUCAAGAUUUCCAACAGACUCAAUCAGUCUCUCAGAAAAGUUCUACAAAUCAAUUACCACCAUUCAAACAGUUGCUUGAGUCUACCCCAAAUAGGCUGGUUCAAACAAGGAAGUUUCAGAGGAUUGAUAAAAGAACACUAAUGUCCGAUUCCUCUACAUAUAUCAAAAGAUUUGCAAAAUCAAUUAUUCAUCCAGUUAUAGAGUAUGAUAGAAGAACUCUUGUUCGACAUGCUUUAGCUGAAAAAUACGAUGAAACGGAAAAUUACUUCAGCUUCCCGCACCUUCUUGCGUCAUGUAUCUUCGUGCUUCAAUCUGCUGGUGAGAUUGCUGCCGUUGCAAGUCCAUAUGCAGCUAUUCUCGAUGUGUUUGAACAUAAAAUUAAAUAUUUCCGGAAUGGGGAAGAUGUGGAGUCUGUACAUGCGACAUGGUGGUUUAGAGCGAUUAGUGGACUAGUUGCUGCAAUGGGAUUUUUCCUAUGUGGAUGGCGCUUGACUCGAUGUCUAGGUGGGAAGCUAACUUACAUGAGUAACUCAAGAGGGUUGGCUUCACAACUUUCCUCUGUGGCAGCAGUGAUGAUGGUUACUAGAAUGAAUCUUCCUGUUUCAAGUAUGCAUGCUUUUGUUGGAUCUCUUUUAGGAGUUGGAAUGGCAGAUGACAUUCGGAAUGUUAAUUGGAAACUUGUGCUCAAGUUCCUAUGUGGAUGGAUCCUGACAGUAAUAUUCUCUUGUGGGAUUGCUUACGUGAUCUUCUCUGCGUCUGUACACUCUCCAGGAUAUGUAGUGCCCUGA